This is a messenger RNA of Pleuronectes platessa (European plaice), 2217 nucleotides long. RefSeq names its product centrosomal protein 57 (gene cep57). The record is from RefSeq and is a predicted model, not a curated record. Gene Ontology annotation, molecular function: microtubule binding; identical protein binding; gamma-tubulin binding. Bases 237 to 1721 code for a protein of 494 amino acids. The transcript has 11 exons. Gene Ontology annotation, cellular component: centrosome. Lineage: Eukaryota; Metazoa; Chordata; Actinopteri; Pleuronectiformes; Pleuronectidae.
GGGCCAAACUGAGAUGUAAAUGAAUCACACCCCUCUAGAGAAGCCCUGGGUUGUGUUGCUUUGCCUCAGUGAUGUUUUCUUUUCUCAGUUCGUAUUAGCAGCGGUUGAAACUGUCGAGCUAACAGGCGUCAUUCAAAAGUAAUGCAGUUUUACUCCCAACUAGUGUUAGCAUAUUUAGCAUAGUUUCAGUCCCUUGAGUCAGCACGAGCGAGGCAGACUGGAGAGGCUGCAUUUCAAUGGAGACCCUGUCACGAACAGCUGGCGAUGAUGCUACGCAGGAUCUCCGUCUGCCGCCAGCCCAAGGUGGAGUCGUCUCUGACACCCUGUCCCUGUCGUCUUAUCAAGAUUAUCCUGCUCACCGUCCCUUCAUCAACACACUGCUAGACCUCACACCCAGACAGGCACGCACACAUCAGUCGUGUCGCCCAUCGUCACCCAGCAAAGCAUUCCCAGAGACCAACAGUGCAGCGAUCUUAUCUGCCUUGAGGAACCUUCAGGAGAAGAUCAGGAGGUUAGAUUUGGAUAAAGGACGCGCAGAACGUGGUGUGCAAACUGUAGUACAAGAUGCAUCACACGUUCGUCCUCAGAGCGAGAACAUCACACAGAGGCUCUCCAGUAAUCAGACAGAGACGCAGAGAGACACAACUGACUCGUCCAACUGUAACCAAGUGUUGAUCACCCACCUGGCUGCUGCAGAGUCUCGCUGUGUGAAACUGGAGCGGCAUCUGGAUCACAUGAGGAGGAUGUUGCGCAACGCCAAGGCAGACAGGACCAAUCUGGUCAAACAGCAGCUUUCCAUGGAUAGAGCCAAGUUAGCUGAUCGCCAGCCCGGCAAAGUGUUUGAGGGAGCUCAUGUGGAGAAGCUGGAGCGGCUGGAGCAGGAUUAUCUCAGGCUCACGCGCACGCAAAACAAUGCUGAGAUGAAGAUAAAUGAACUAGAGAUGAAACAACAGGAGGAGGAGCACCAGAGAAAGCUCAUUCAGGACAAGGCCUUCCAGCUACAGACGGGUUUGGAGGCCAAUAGGAUCCUGCUGCAGUCAGUGUCCCCUCGCCUGUCCACCAGACAGUCCAAAGACAAGAAGUCUGAUUCACAGAAACCUCUGCCACAGCAGUUGUCGAACACACAGCCACACUAUAGACUGAGCCUCAGAGAUGUUCCGUUUGUUGCUGGAAUGGCCGUGGGAGGCAGCCACUCAGUCAGAGCAAACGUCCAGUCAGUUUUGUCUCUCCUAAAGCGACACCUCUGCAACAGCCGUGUACUCUGUAACAACUCAAACAGCUACGGGACUGCAAGCCACAGAUAUUCAUACAGUUCCUCUUCCUCAUCCUCUGCGAGCGGGGAGGAGCUGUCCGAGCUGCUGCAAGCAUUACAGGAGGAGCUGCGACUCAUGAGCUUGGAGCAUGACGAGUUAAUGACACAGGUAGAAAACAGUGUGUCUGACCAGGAAAGACGAGAACUUCAGUGGGAGCAGGAGAGGCUGCUGCUGAAAAUGGAGAAGAAGGGAGAGCAGAUCGGGAAACUCUACAAACACAAAGCACAGAUAAAGAAGUUUAGAAAGGAAGCCAAGUCUAACAAUAAGAAUGAGGGGAAAGUUACUACCACAGUGUCCACGAGAGGUCGCUCUGGCGGAGCAGUCAAACCUAGACCAGGAGAGAGAAGCAAGAAGAAUCUGAGGCUGCUGAGGGACAUGAAAGCUCUGCAGACGUCUUUACGGACCUGAGAACCACCAGGACAGAAACAUAGUGAAGAAGUUUAAUCUUUUCGGUGCUGCUUAUCUUCCUGUGAUCAGUAUUUCACCAUCAACGCAAGCACAGAUUCAACAUUGACUCAUGAUCCCUUGAGAAAAUAUAACGUUUUAAUAUAACCUGAAAAUGGUUACAUUUGUAAAAAAGACUUUCUAUGUUUAACCUAAACAUAAGUCAAUAUUUAUGUCUGAUUGGUCCUUUUAUUAGGGCUUUAAAUUAUAUAAAGUUAAUUAUUAACAAAAGCCAGUAAAUAAACUGCAUUUUGUGGAGGGGGUGCAAGAAAGUUCAUAGCCAGUUCACAGUUAAGCUCUCAGUAUAACUGACUACUCAUUCAGUGCUGGAAACAAAAUUGUAGUUUCCAAGUUUAGUCUUUCAUGUAGCUUCUGGGCAUAGAAACACAUUUUCCCUGAACUAAUGACUCUCAGAAGUUAUUAAAAAUUAAUAAAAUGUUGUGGUGCUAACACAUUCUAA